AUGGAGCCCCGGCAGGCGGACGUGUCCAUCCCACUGCAGUCCCCCGGCUGGGGGUCGGCUCCCCCCGGCCCCCGGGCGGACCCGCCGCCCCGGGACUAUGUGCUCUGGUCGCUGUUCAACGUGCUGCUGUGGUGCGCAGUGGGCGGGCUGGGCUGCCUCGGCUUCCCCCCGCUCGUCUACUCCAUCAAGGCCCGUGACUGCAAGCUGCUGGGGGACCUGGAGGGUGCCCGGCGUCACGGCUCCCACGCCAGGGUGGCAAACAUCAUCUGUUCCGUGCUGGUAACCCUCAUCUUGGUGAUCUUCAUCAUCAUUGCCAUCAUCACCAUCAGCAUCGCAUACAGGAACCCCUGACUGCCGCCUGGCCCCUACCCGCGGGGGACUUCUCCCCCUCCUCCUGCCCCCCAAAUGUGCCCGCUCAGGGCGCGGGGGUUACGGGAGUGAACCCCCAUCUCCUCGCUGCUGCCCCCCGGGUGUCCCCGCACCCUUUUCUCUGCUCUUGCGCUUCCUGGCACCUGUGACACACCUGUCAGUCCCUGCUGCCACUAAUAAAGCUCGU
This is a messenger RNA of Myiozetetes cayanensis, 556 nucleotides long. Its product is annotated as dispanin subfamily A member 2b-like. The transcript has 2 exons. The coding region runs from base 1 to 351 and encodes 116 amino acids. Lineage: Eukaryota; Metazoa; Chordata; Aves; Passeriformes; Tyrannidae. Gene Ontology annotation, biological process: defense response to virus; host-mediated suppression of symbiont invasion; response to type II interferon. The record is from RefSeq and is a predicted model, not a curated record. Gene Ontology annotation, cellular component: plasma membrane.